GUCCCAGCCGCGCCGGAGUGCCGCCUCAUGCGAAAGUUCAUAGAGCUCCGGUGUGCGGCACUCAGCCCCUCCCUGCGAGCGCAGGCCUGCCUGCCGCCCUGGGUGCAGAGGUGUGCCCGGCGCUGCCCGCAGCUGCAGUGUGCGGUUCCCGCUCGGACCCGGCCGGCUGCUGCCGGCUGCUCCUGCAGCAAAGCCGGCGGCCCCCUUGGCUCUGGCUCUGCUGCAGCAGGGAAGCUGAUGCAGGUGAGAUGGAGUCGCUACAACGCCGAUUAUUUAGAGCCAGAAGUGAACAAGGAAUUCUAUCAGAAGCCUUUGGAGGAGCUGUCUGAGGAGGAAAAGGAGAAAAUGGAUCUUAGGGCAGUUCUACCCAUAAAAGCUGCGCCUCCCUCUCUCUCCAGCUCUGUGUUCAGCGACCCUAUGGUCAGUAAAUUCACCAACAUGAUGAUGAAGCAUGGAAAUAAAGUGCUGGCCAGAAGCCUCAUGUCUCAGACUCUAGAGGCCAUUAAGAGGAAGCAGCUGGAGAAGUACCACAAAGCUCCAGAAGAAGAGAAGGAGAAAAUUGAAUGCAACCCCUAUGUCAUUUUCCACCAGGCUCUGAAAAACUGCCAGCCCAUCAUCGGGCUCAGCAGCAUCACAAGAGGAGGCAAAACCUACCAGGUCCCAGUCCCCCUGAAGGACAAUCGGAAGCGCUUCCUGGCCAUGAAGUGGUUGAUCACUGAGUGCAGGGAGAACAAGAACCGCAGGACACUGAUGCCCGAGAAGCUGUCCCAGGAGCUGCUGCAGGCCUUCAACAACGAGGGGCCUAUCAUCAAAAAGAAGCACAUGCUGCACAAAAUGGCAGAGGCCAACCGGGCUUACGCCCACUUCCGCUGGUGGUAGGCACUCUGUGCAUGGGACACGAUGCCACCAGCCCCAGGGCUGCCUGCCUGAAGGAAGCUGGGAAGAAGAGGGAAAGGUGACACAUCCUAUCCAGGCAGCUUCUGAACUAAACCAGAGACAGCCCAGCCCAUCCCCACACGGUUCAGUUCCUUUGUGCUCAUCUGCCUGGGGGAAGGGGGAACCUGAGACUCACCAACCCUGCACAUGACUCUUUAACGAUCACUUUCCCGUGAAAGAAGCCUGAGAUGCUUUACUUAGAGCAAUGCUGUACAACAUAAUCUUCCCCUUAGGUGUUUCCUGGGGACUUGUAAGUCUCUCUGCUCCUGUAAUGAAUGGUUUUGGCUGCACUGCUAACACCAGAGCUGGAUAUUUUUUUUCCACACCACAACCAACCUUAGCAGCAUUGGUACAAAAGGCAGUGAAAGGCCCUGUUUGAUUUUUGGUUCUGUUCAGCAGCAGCAUUGUCUGCACAGAUUUGAUGGGAUUGUUAAUAAAAGUGGUUUUAUGGGGAAGGUUUCUUGAUUCCAAA
Pogoniulus pusillus (Red-fronted tinkerbird) is the source of this 1408-nucleotide messenger RNA. It is a transcript of the gene MRPS7, whose product is annotated as mitochondrial ribosomal protein S7. Gene Ontology annotation, molecular function: structural constituent of ribosome; mRNA binding; rRNA binding. NCBI's taxonomy places the organism in Eukaryota, Metazoa, Chordata, Aves, Piciformes, Lybiidae. The transcript has 5 exons. The coding region runs from base 28 to 879 and encodes 283 amino acids. Gene Ontology annotation, cellular component: ribosome; mitochondrial small ribosomal subunit. The record is from RefSeq and is a predicted model, not a curated record. Gene Ontology annotation, biological process: translation; ribosomal small subunit assembly.